CUGCGCGUAAAAGUAUCUAUUUAUCUCAAAUAGCUAGUUUACCCAUGCGAUAGCCUACCAUAGUCAGUUCAUUUCAACUUCUAUUUUUGUAAAAUCAAAUACUCUAUUAGGGCUGUGUUUAGGCUACGCAUUAUUAAAUACCUGGCCAGGUAAUAUCAACUUUAUUGUAGUCCGUAGUUAAACACAGGCAAAUCGGCCGUGUUCCUUUAAUAAUUGUCCUGGCGACCAAAUAGGUGUGGCAUCUCCGACAGGUGUAUUUGACAGGCAAAUAAAACAACACGGAAAGGAUGAGACAACACAGAAAACAGACCUGUCAAGAAUUGCUUCGAUGAUCGCACCCAACAAAUAUAAAAGAUGAAAGAAGACUAAAUACGACCGCUAUUCUACGGGAUAUCUGCGAACAUGAACUGGGGGUUUCUGGAGAACAUUUUGAGCGGGGUGAACAAGUACUCCACGGUGAUCGGUCGCAUAUGGCUCUCCAUAGUUUUCAUCUUCCGCAUCCUGGUGUACGUAGCAGCUGCGGAGCAGGUGUGGAAGGACGAGAACAAGGACUUUGUGUGCAACACGCAGCAGCCGGGCUGCGAGAAUGUGUGCUUUGACCACUUCUUCCCCAUCUCCCAAGUGCGUCUGUGGGCCCUGCAGCUCAUCGUCGUGUCCACACCCUCCCUGCUGGUGGCGCUGCACGUGGCCUACCGCGAGCACAGGGAGAAACGGCACGGGAAGAAGCUCUACGAGGACAAGGGCAGCAUAGACGGCGGUCUGCUCUGCACCUACCUGCUCAGCCUCGCCUUCAAGACCAGUUUCGAGGUGGGGUCCCUGCUGGCCUUCUACUUCCUCUACAGCGGCUUCGACGUCCCCCGGCUCCUGCAGUGCAGCCUGAGUCCCUGCCCCAACACGGUGGACUGCUACAUCUCCAAAGCCACGGAGAAGAAGGUCUUCCUCUACAUCAUGGGGUGCACCUCUGUCCUGUGCAUCGUGCUGAACCUCUGCGAGACGGCCUACAUCGUGUCCACGCAGUGCUGGAAGUGCUUCAGCAAGCGUUACGUCCCCAUCGAGGAGAGGGUGCACUGCCGCUGUCACCCUCCACCUGCCAGUGUUGCCACAGCAGUGCCACCAAACUUUAAACCACCACGCAAAGACAUGGAAAACUCAUGCCUUCCACAAGCCACAAAGGACAGUCCAACAGCUGUCUCUUAAUAAGUCAAUGUAACUUAAGUCCUCCGCUUUCUAGUGUCUGCAAUUUAUAUUUAUUUAAAUAUUUAAUAUUUAUUUCUAGAUCUCAAGGUUGCACUACAUAUCCUUAAGCUAUACUAAUAUUUAUCAAACAUCUAUCAUUUCAUUAUUAUGAGUAAUUAUGUUCUCUGAUGACUGUUCAUUCAGGUUAAUGCAAUAAACGAGUGUACAGUUCCAUGAAACACAGAACUCCACAGGGCCGGCCCGUGGCAUAAACGCUCUAUGCGGUUGUUUAGGGCCACAACCGCUAAGGGGGCCACAUGACCCCGAGGGGGGGGGGGGGUCACACGAAUGUUUAUCUAAGGUAAAUAACGUUUUUUUGUAAUUACAUUAUUCAUCCCCUAUCGUGGAAUUAGCGGUAUAAAUUUAAAAUGGAAUGGCAACAGAACAUUGCAUAACAAAGGGAUUUUACCAAGAGAGCACGCCCCCCCCCCCCCAACUCACGGAAUUGUUUAGGGCCACCAAAAUCCUAGGGCCGGCCCUGGAACUCCAUUCUGCAAAUCUAAUGAAAACCUGGUAUUUAAAAUUUUUUAAAUUCAACAAAGUGCUCAAUGUGCAAAAUGUCCAAGAGCACAGAGGUAUACUUAGUUUCUGUCAAUUUAGAUGAUCAUCCGUAUUCACCAAUUAACCUUUUUGUACGCUCUUACCACUUUAAAGUCAGUUUUAACAGUUCUUGAUAUCGCUGUCAUAGAGAUUUGUCCACAGAGAUUGUAUUUGGCAGUGCAAAUGUACGUUUUGCCAAUAAAGCACUUUGAUUCAGCA
Messenger RNA from Anguilla anguilla (European eel), 1995 nucleotides. RefSeq names its product connexin 28.8 (gene gjb7). The transcript is spliced from 2 exons. Gene Ontology annotation, biological process: cell communication. The record is from RefSeq and is a predicted model, not a curated record. The coding region runs from base 403 to 1197 and encodes 264 amino acids. NCBI's taxonomy places the organism in Eukaryota, Metazoa, Chordata, Actinopteri, Anguilliformes, Anguillidae. Gene Ontology annotation, cellular component: connexin complex.